AUGGGCGACGGAGGCAGCAUCACUCCUCGAAUUGGUACUAUGAAGACGCUGCUUGGACUAAUUGCUGGUGCUGGAGCAUCUUAUGUCAUUUAUAAACUUAUAAGUGGGGGAAGUUUGAGGCGAUACAAGAAAAGUGGACGCCAUGCAGUCGCGGCUUCAAAGGACAAUGACGAUAAUAGCGUGCGGCCAGACAGUCUGUUGGCCAAAGUGUCCGGACUGGAAGUUGUAUGUCCCCCAAAGAGUGAUGAUUCGUAUGACCUCAUCCAACAGUCUGCAGGUGACCUGGAACCACACCACCUGAAAUUGCUGCUGACAAGCCUAAAAAACAGCAAUAGCACACCAUGCAAAUGUCGUCUAUUGGUGACUUUAGGAAACGCCGCAGCGUUUACAGUCAAUCAGAAUGUUAUACGUGAAUGUGACGGGAUUGCUGUCAUAGGUGGCUUCCUCUCUGACUCUGCGCAAGAGGUUAAAGUGCAGGCUUUGAAUGUUUUAAACAAUCUGUGUGUGAACACACAAAACCAGGAGGAACUGAAGGUUUACGUGCCACAAGUGCUGGAGUUGAUUGAGAUGUCGUCGGUGAACUCUGACCUUCAACUGGGUGCUCUCAGGCUGUUAACCAACUUGUCCGUCACGGACAAACAUCAUCACAUGCUCAAAGACUCAGUGACGCUGCUACUCUCACUGCUGGUGGUGGGCAACGCCAGUUUACAGGUUCAGACCUUGAAGGUUUUGGUGAAUUUAUCAUCGAACCCGGACAUAAUGGAUGAUAUCGUUCAGGCUCAGGCUCCUGCUUCCGUCAUGCUGCUAUUCGACGUGCAAACGGCGUCCCCGGUGCUUCUGCGACUACUGACGUUCGCGGGCAACCUUCAGGCUUGGAGGCCUUCGGCGCAGGUGGCCAAGGAACUCAGGCUCAAGCACGACUGCCUCUUCCGGGUCAUGCUGGACGAGUCGUCGGAGCUCAACCGCCGACUGGUCGAUUUGCUGUCGCACCCCGACAGGGAGAUUCAAGGGCAGGUGGCCCGUAUAUUGACGUAG
Messenger RNA from Nerophis lumbriciformis (worm pipefish), 1035 nucleotides. The record is from RefSeq and is a predicted model, not a curated record. Lineage: Eukaryota; Metazoa; Chordata; Actinopteri; Syngnathiformes; Syngnathidae.